CAAGUUGAAAGGUUAUCCUGGUGUGUGUGUGGUGUGUGUGUGUGUGUGUCGCGGAAUUGCACGGGAUCUUUAGCGUUCUGUAUAGCCUAUCGGAGACCGAAGACUACGGGUGACGAUGAGUGACAAAAUGGCACGUCAGCAGGACUUUAACGAUCUCUUCAAUGUAAGAAAUAAUUUCUACAUCGGCAAUUAUCAACAAUGCAUCAACGAGGCACAGAAGAUCAAGACAUCCUUCCCAGAAGUCGCUAUGGAACGUGAUGUCUUCCUUUAUCGUGCCUAUAUAGCGCAGAGGAAGUUCCGCGUGGUACUGGAUGAGAUCAAUAAUUCGUCUCCACCGGAGUUACAGCCAUUGAAGACCCUAGCUGACUAUUUUGCUAAUCCACAUCGUCGGGAGGCGAUAGUGGCCGAACUUGAUAAAGAGACCAAAAAUAUAAAUCAUGAUAAUCACAAUCUCCUGAUCGUGGCCGCGACUGUUUAUUAUCAUGAAAAGAAUCUGGAGGCUGCCCAUCGAGUGAUAUGCGCCGCUGACAAUCUAGAAUGCAUGGCGCUAACGUUACAGAUAUAUCUGAAGAUGGAUCGUCUGGAUCUGGCUCGCAAAGAGCUUAAGGCAAUGCAGGAAAAAGAUGAUGACGAUACUUUGACUCAACUCGCUCAGGCAUGGAUAAACAUUACCAGUGGCGGUGAUAAGUUGCAAGAUGCUUAUUAUAUCUUUCAGGAAAUGAUUGACAAGCAUUCCAGCACGAGCAUGCUAUUGAACGGUCAAGCUACUUGCUUCAUCGGACAGGCAAAAUACGAGGAAGCAGAAACAGCCUUGCAAGAAGCUCUUGAUAAGGAUAGUAAUAAUCCAGACACAUUAAUCAAUAUGAUUGUUCUCUCCCAACAUAUGGGUAAACCACCAGAAGUGGCGAAUCGUUAUUUAAGCCAGUUGAAAGAUUCCCAUUUAGAACAUCCUUUUGUCAAGGAAUAUUUGCAGAAAGAGAUUGAAUUCCAUAGGUUUAAAGAACAGUAUUCAUCUUCCGCCUGAGUACCCCUCACCAGAUUAUGGCAUUCCGUGGGAUAAGAUCGAUCAAGUAUUGAUUAUGAACGGAUUCAAGCGUGGAUUAGGCUUUUUGACUCGAAGGUGUACAAUGAGCGAAACUUUUCCUCUUUAGUCAGAAAAUUUGUAUUCUGAAACUGAAAUAUCUAGAUAGAUCCGAUCACUUACGGUACGUUUCAGAUCUUCGAUUAUUGAAGGAUAUACAUUAUUUUUAUUAGAUUUCAUUUUUGUUAUGAAUGAGUCGUAUGUAAUAAUUCUUAGGCUUCAGAAAAUAUACUUUUAGGAUAAUAUUACGAAUGUAUUGGAAUUCCAAACAUUCGCAAAGUAGAAGAAACGCGCAUUUUUUUUAGUAAAAACAUGUCCAUAGACGUACAUGUUGCUACGCAAUAUUAAGAUAUUCUGUUUUUAUAUUUAAAUAGAAAUAUGUAUACCGACAGAAAAUAGAUAUAACAAAGUUGUAUACGGAUAGUGAAAACGUUCAAAGUUGCAAGAACCGAGACGUGACUGGAAAAAUUACUAUUGUCCAUUUUAUCCUAAUAUUACUCAUAUAAUCACAAAAAUAUGGCUGCCAUUUUAUAAAAUUAAAAAUUAUCGAAAA
This is a messenger RNA of Pogonomyrmex barbatus (red harvester ant), 1634 nucleotides long. RefSeq names its product coatomer subunit epsilon (gene epsilonCOP). Gene Ontology annotation, biological process: intra-Golgi vesicle-mediated transport; endoplasmic reticulum to Golgi vesicle-mediated transport; retrograde vesicle-mediated transport, Golgi to endoplasmic reticulum. NCBI's taxonomy places the organism in Eukaryota, Metazoa, Arthropoda, Insecta, Hymenoptera, Formicidae. Gene Ontology annotation, molecular function: structural molecule activity; protein binding. Gene Ontology annotation, cellular component: COPI vesicle coat. The record is from RefSeq and is a predicted model, not a curated record.